AUGAAUACCAGUGGUGAUGAAGAAAGGCGCUCUAGUGCGGGUUUUAAUGUGCAACCGACGCACCAGCUACAAAAUGGUUCUGGAGAACCAUCAGUGCAGCAACCUCCAUUACAAACGCCGCCAUCGGUGUCGAUGGAUAGUUCGUCGAUGAUGCAGAUCUUGAAAUUAAUGCAGCAACAAAUGGCGCAGCAGCAGAACAUUUUGGCGCAGUUAAUGCAGCAGCAAGGGUCAGGCCAAAGUUCAUCCACAACACCGGAACAAAUCUUGGAUUCGUUGUGCAGCCACAUUAAAGAAUUUAAAUACGAUGCUGAGGCUGGAACGACAUUUGCCGCAUGGUACAACCGCUAUGAGGACCUGUUCGAAAGAGAUGCUGCCCGGUUGAGCGACGAAGCAAAAGUGCGCCUUCUCAUGCGCAAGCUAGGAACUCUUGAACAUGACCGGUAUGUAAAUUUUAUCUUGCCAAAGUUCUCACGAGAUUUUUCAUUACCAGAGACGGUCGCAAAGCUGACAGAUUUGUUCGGAACUAAGGAGUCCCUGUUACAUCGACGGUUCAAAUGCUUAAAUACGGUGAAGGGGAAGACGGAAGAUUAUCUAGCGUACGCAUGUCGCGUCAACCGGGGUGUAGUCAACUUUGAGUUAGGCAAGUUGACGGAGGAACAGCUUAAAUGCCUUGUAUUUGUUUGCGGGUUGAAAGAUGAUAAGGAUGUGGAAAUUCGUCAAAGACUCUCGACACCGCUUCUGACAUAUCAGUCAUUGGCAAAAAUACCUGGAAACUAA
Anopheles arabiensis is the source of this 777-nucleotide messenger RNA. RefSeq lists its product as uncharacterized. Lineage: Eukaryota; Metazoa; Arthropoda; Insecta; Diptera; Culicidae. The transcript is spliced from 2 exons. The record is from RefSeq and is a predicted model, not a curated record. Bases 1 to 777 code for a protein of 258 amino acids.